Messenger RNA from Homalodisca vitripennis (glassy-winged sharpshooter), 7561 nucleotides. Its product is annotated as importin-7-like. The coding region runs from base 89 to 1246 and encodes 385 amino acids. Gene Ontology annotation, cellular component: nuclear envelope; cytosol. Lineage: Eukaryota; Metazoa; Arthropoda; Insecta; Hemiptera; Cicadellidae. Gene Ontology annotation, biological process: protein import into nucleus. The transcript has 10 exons. The record is from RefSeq and is a predicted model, not a curated record.
AUAUGGAUUUAUUUUGUAUGUUCUAGAAUUCUAUGAAGAAGCACUUUCUCUUGUGUAUGAUCUAACAAGUAAAUCAAUAUCUCCUGCCAUGUGGAAAGUAUUUGAGCUAAUGUACCAGGUUUUCGAGAAGGAUGGUUUUGAAUAUUUCACAGACAUGAUGCCAGCAUUACACAACUAUGUGACAGUGGACACAGAGGCUUUCCUGUCCAACCAGAACCAUCUGCUGGCCAUGUUUAAUAUGUGCAAAGCUAUUCUUAACGGUGAUGCGGGAGAGGACCCGGAGAGUCAUGCUGCCAAGCUGUUGGAAGUUAUCAUACUGCAGUGCAAGGGAAGAAUCGAUCAGUGUAUCCCUUCGUUUGUGGAGCUUGUGCUGCAACGGCUAAUGCGAGAGGUGAAGACAUCAGAACUGCGCACCAUGUGUCUACAGGUGGUUAUCAGUGCUCUCUACUACAAUCCCCAAUUGCUAUUUGAGACCAUAGACAAGCUGGAUCUAUCUGUGCCUCCGUCUGAGUCCAUUGCAUCUCACUUCAUCAAGCAGUGGAUCCACGACACCGAUUGUUUCCUUGGGCUCCAUGACCGCAAAUUGUGUGUACUGGGGAUGUGUACACUUAUCAGUAUGUCACCACAGAGGCCUCUGGUGCUACAGGAGUGUGCUCCUCAGAUUGUCCCCUCUCUCAUCGUACUGUUCGAGGGUCUCAAGAGAGCUUAUGCAGAGAAGGCCCAGGAGCAAGAUGAAGAGGAUGAAGAUGAGGAAGAUGAAGAAGGAGAUGAAGAAGUUUUGUCCAGUGAUGAGGAUGAAUUAAAUGAAGGAGACGCAGAAUAUUUAGAAAAGUUACAAGAAAAGGUGAAGAAUAAGAAAGUGAUCAGUCCAUUCACAAUAAACUCCGUCACAAUUGAGGAUGAUGCAUCAGACGAAGACAGCGACGAGGACUAUGCACCCCCCGAGGAGACGGUCCUGGAAAGUUAUACAACACCUUUAGACGAGGAAAACUGUAUAGUAGAUGAAUAUGUUGCCUUCAAAGAAAUUUUACAAAGUCUUCAAGCGGCGGACCCAGUCUGGUACAAUGCACUUACAGCUCACCUGACUGCUGAACAGCAAAAGUCACUGCAGGACAUCAUGGUACUGGCAGACCAGAGGAAAGCAGCGGCCGAGAGCAAGAGGAUAGAACAGAGUGGAGGUUAUGCGUUUGUCCAACACACGAUACCCACUUCGUUCAACUUUGGCGGGACCCCUCUGGGUCGGUAGAGUUUGUAAAACUCUCGGCUCUCAGAGUUUCAAGUAGGUUUUUAUAAAAUUGACUGUAUAAAUUGAAAUUAUCUAAGUGCUGUUUACCACUGGACUUUGUAACUACAAUUUUCGUUGUAAACAUGAAAUGUGCUGUGAGCGACCGCUUUUCGCAAUAAAUAUACAUUUUAUUUGACAAAUAUUUUUGUGUAUAUUGGAAUUGAUUUAAUCAUUUUAGGCCUACUUGUCUAUUGCAGUUAUUUUGUAUACAGUUUGCCUUCAAUUCAAUAGACUUAUUGGUCUCAACAGUACAAGAUUCUGUGGCAGUAUCAAAUUGGUUACUUGUAUACAUUGAGUAUCCAUUGAAAUGAUUCCAUACACAACUAUCCUGCAGACCUUAACAAUUAUGUAUGAAUAUGUUACAAUCAUAUAACAGUUGUCUAACUAUUUAUAAUGAAGUAUUGUAAACUAAAAUUGUAUUAAUAACAAUUUUAAUUUUUUUCUAUAGCUGUCAAUUUUGUUUAAAUAUUUUGAAAUUAUAUCUUUCUUAAAAGCACCCAUAAAAAAUCAAAUCAAAUUUCAGUGAAAAUAAAAAUUUCAUAAGUUAUUACAGGGGUUUACUGCAUAUAAGUGCCUUGAAUUGUUGAGACUGUUCUGUGCUUUUUAUCCCUUCUUAUGUUGUAUUCUGAUUAGUUGUACUUUUAGCAUAUUAUUUAUAAAUCUGCUUUUUGUUGUAGAUAAUUUUCUUAUGAGCGUUAUUAUGUAAUAUGGUAUAUGUUUUCCAGGUGACAAUUUUAUUGGUUAAUAGUGAUUGCAGGAUUUUUGUUGUUUUAUUCUAAGUGUUAGUGAAAACUAGUUAAAUGGAGUUCCUGAAGGUAUUUUUUUUUUUUUAUCUUUCGUUAUUUAUUCAUCUUUUCUUAUUAUUGUAACUGCUUUGAGAGCUGAAUCGCUUCAAUUCUUCUCUUCAAAGAACUGUUUUAAAAACAAAACUUUUUAUAGCACAUUGUAGUAAAGAUGAUUUACUCAUUUAGUUGAAUGACAAAUUGUUUGUUACGUGCAUAAAUAAAUAUAUUUAAAAAAAUAAACCCUAAACAACAAGAUAAACUAGGAAUAUUAUUUUGUAACAGUUAUUUGUAUAUUUCUCUUUAGAGUUAUGCUAUCGAAACCAUUUUGUUGUAAUUAUUUGAUUUUAAUUGAAUAUUUAAUUUUUAUGUAAUACUAAAAAGAUAUAUGUCUAGAAAAGUAAUUUAAAUUAUUUACACUUUCAUUUAAACAUUAUCUUCCAUUUUUUUCUGUAAUAAGAACAAUUUCAAUCCAACACAUCACUAAAAGAGCUUUGGUGUUUUCUUUCUUAUUACAUAAGUAAAUUAAGCAAUUUAUUUGUGAUAAGUUUUUAUCAACACAUGUUUUAAUUUGAAGUUGUUACUACUUUGACUUUAUUAAUUUUACUGAUUUUAUGUAUUACAGUAGUGUUGGUACAGACAACUUGUUUUUGUUAAUGUUGAUUUUAACUAUUGUUACUUGGUCAAUCACUGCAUGAAUGAAAUGUCAGGAAAAUAAAACUGUGGAUUACUAAACAUAGCUUAUCUUCUGUUGGAUGGUACAGAUCUGUGAUAAAAGAUGGAUAUUUCUGUUUAUAAUUAUGAAUAGAACUUUUGUUGUAUAGUUAUUCAUUGCCUUAAUAAAACAGUUUAUUCUAAUACUUUCGCUGGUCACUAUUGUAACAUAUAAAGAUGGGAAAUGUCCAUAAUCCUGUUAAUAAACAUAUUAAAUGGUUAAGCAAAUUAUAUCUCAAUUAUUAUUUUUAUUUUAGGAUAAUUACAUUUAGACAAAACUGUUAUUUGAAAUUUUGUAUAAAAAUGUAAAGCCCGAAUUAAAGUAAUUUGGUUAUAACAUACUGUUCAUUUUACUAAAUUUUCAGCAAUCACAAUUAUGCUGUUGAAAACAAUCAAUCAACUCAGUAAGUUUAAAUAUAGUCUAAUUAUAUAGAGGAAAAGGUUCAAAUAAUUGAUAAAUUUAUCUUAACUUCCAUAAAAUUAAUUUUUGUUAUCAAUUAUCUCAAGUAAUUGAUUUGAAAUUUUUUCUGAAAUGAACCUUAUUAUUUCACAAAUAAAAUUGUGAGUAACAUAAUAUGUAUUUUAUAAAAUACUUAUUUUUGUUAUAUAAAGUACAGUAACUGUUUUGUAUGGAUUAAUCGAGAGCUGUUAUAAUAUAAAAAGUAUUGUUGGAAGCACCAAAUUUUAAUUGGGUUUUUCAAACUAAAAUAAUUGAGGAAAGAAUUUAUAAUAGCUCCUGGCUUAUAUUGGGAUUUAUUUUCUUAAUUAUUGUUAAAAUUAAUAAGUUGGGUCAAGUGGACUUUAGUUUUAUUUAUAUAAAACAGUAAAAUUUGCAUAUAUUUUAGACUUAAAUUUUCGAAUUUCAGAAACAGUGAGUAAAAAAUGUUUAUAUUAGUAUUCAACAUCAAUAAGUUACACUUUUUUGACUUUAUGCCAAUUGCAGAGUUGUGUGUACAAAAAAAUCUUUAAACCUUGUCCUUUAUUUUUUAGACCACUGGUUACUUUUAGUAAUUUUAAAAUAUGAGGGUUAUUUAAUAAGUAACAAGACAAAUUACUACUGCUUAAAAACUGUUUAUUCAAUUAGUACAAAACUUUGGUUACUUUUCAACAUAGUUCCCAGCAACACAUACUUUUUUCCAUGUCUUUCUGCAAAUUUGUAAAUGCCCUUGGCAUAAAAUUUUUUGGGGUGAUCUCAAAACCAAUUCAGCUCCUGAUUUUUCACCUCUUCAUUGGAUUGAACAUGUUUCCCUCGUAGAUGUUCUUUAAGGGAUCCAAACAGAUAGAGGUCUGCUGGGAGGUGAGGUCAGGCCUGAAGGAUGUGGAAGGGUGUUCCACCUCAGUUUCUAAAGUGUUUCUUUCGUCAGCUGUGCCUAAUGAGGACAGAUGUCAUGAAGUAAAAUCAAGCCUUCAGUCAAAAGCCCACGACAUUUUGUUCGAAUUACAGGACUUAUCUUGUUUUCUAGCAUGUCACUGUAGUACUGGCUGUUGAUUGCUCGUUGGCCUUCAAGAAAAUCAAAAUAAAUUGGCCCUUGAAAAUCCCAGUAUACUGAAAACAUAACAACCGGCAGAUAGCUGGGUCCUAAUGUUUUUGUGAGUGGAUAAAUCCUAUGUGUUGUUUUAACUCUAGGUCAUAGUAGUGGAUCCAUGUUCAUCACACGUUACUAUUAUUUUCAAAAAAUGUUCUCCUUCAAUCGAAUAUAAGUUUUCCCAACUGCUGAGUUUCUUUGUGAGCAUCUGUGAGUUGUUGGGGCACCAAUCUGGCACAGGUUACUUGUACUGCAGCUUGUUUUUAAUAAUUGUGUGGACAGCUCACCACCAUCAGUUAUUUUUAUACUCAUAAGGUCAACAGUGAUACUCCUAUUUUCCUGAAUUAACGUGUCAAUCCGAGAUUUGAGAUAGGACGUCCCAACUCCGAUCAGUUAUCCACUGUGUUGCUCAUCAGAAACUUUUGUACGGCCGCUUUGAAAUUGUUCUAUCCAUUUUAAAAUGUUUGAUCGAUUAAAAAAUUGUCUUUGUAUACUAUUUUGUGCAUCUUACAAUCUUCCUCACUUUUCGCAACUAAAAAUCUGAUCACAGCACGUUGCUCUUCCACGGUGCAAUUCUCGAGUGGACUCGUCAUUGUUAAGUUUGAAGCUAUGUUUACAAAAUGUGAUUAAACCGUGAUUAGAUGUCAUCGCAAGGAUGCCAACUUUAUGUUCUGAAAGUUUCAUAUGGGUCAAUUCAACUGUUUUUGAGCAGUAUUAAUUUGUCUUGUUACUUAUCGAAUAGCCCUUGUAUCAAUAGUACUCAAUUAAAUUGGAAAAUGUAAUGGCAGAAAGCUAACAUAGCCUAUAUAUAAUUAAAUCCUAUUAAAUACAAUUGAAAUAUAUAUCACAAACAUACAAACUAUCUAGAUGGUGGUGCACAAGGGAUUGUUUGUGUACAUGAUGCAUUAAUAUUAAUUAAUCAUAUUUCACUAAAUUGGAAAGAAUAUUAUUGUUAGAAAUAAUAAGGUACACAGAAUAUUUGUUAUCUUUCUUUUUUUAGUUUGAGUAAAACGAUCCCUGAUAUAAUAAUCCAAAUAUAAAAUGAAUAAAAAAAUCAGUAAGGCAAAUUUAAACUCUAAAUAAUUGUAACUUUUGGUUAAUUUACUGUCAGGUACUAAUAAGUCACUGUGCUAUGUUGCUAGCUCUUUCAUUUAUGUAAUAAUCCACCAUCACCAGUUCUGCUUGGCAAAAAAUCUCAGACUCUUAUUACCAAUCUUUUUUUUCUCUUCUAUCAACCUUUAUCACUUUAACUCUUGAAGAAGACUAAGAGUCUUUAUUCUCCUUCCGUGUAUCCACUUUAGUAAUUUGUGUUCUCACAUACUAUUCAUGUGCCCUAACUACUCUAGAUCCAUUCAGACAUUGGUUUGACCCCAACUCUUCUCUUAGAUUCUUGGUUCCUUAUUCUGCUUCCUUAAAUACUUUGUGUUAAAGGCGUGCAGCUUGCUCUUGUCUCUUUGUGCUAAAGACUAUUCUUAUCAUCUCAAUAGCACGUAUUUGUGUCUCAGUUUACUUCCUGAAAUCCAUAGUACUUCUGCCAGUAUCUGUAGAGUUAUCAAUAUAAACUUGAUCUUGUAACUAAAACGUGAUGCUAUGCAAUAGUUAUUUCUCCAUCAGUGCUUAUAGUAGCUAAGGAGACUCCACUCUGAUAUAUCAGUCUGACGGCCAACAUCCAGUUAAGCUUCAGUUUGGUAGUACGUUUCUAUUUUGUUUAGUACGUGUAUGGUCAGCCAAAAAAUAUAUGUAGCAAAGUUCUAUUCAUUACUGUUUGUUUGAGUAAAUGGUUAUUAAUGUUAGUUUUUUAGCUAAAACUUGUGUGUCAUAUGUAGAUUUUCUCAGUUUCCAUGAGUAAUCAUUUAAUUACAAUGGUCAAUGUUCUUUUAAUUUUUCUUUCUAAUUGCUAUAAAAAAUUUUAAGGGACUUGCAGGUUCUUAUUUUUUUAGUGUGGAGCUUUUAUGAGAGAAUGUUGAAGAGCAUUUCAAGCCAGAUUUAUAAAUAUAGUAAGCUAUUCUAUUCAUGAUAUAUUUUUGUAAUAAAAUGAUGCACAUGACAUAAGAGGAAGUAAUGGUCUGUUGUUUGUUUAAUUUCUCUUCUGGAAAAAUACUGUAAAUAAAGAAAAUGUACUAAAUACAAAAAGGUUUAAAAUCUCUUUUAGCGUUUUAACUAGGUUUCUAAAGAAUUCAAUUUAUUUCUUGUAUUAUGUUGAAAUAAAACUUGUGCCGUCAUAUUUGUUCAAUCGUUUUGAUUUAUUGGUCAUUUGUGCUUUAGUUUUCUUUGAACCUUGUAUAUGAAAUCUUUUUAAAGUUAAUAUGUAAAUGUAUUUUUAUAUACUAUGAUUUUACUUCAUCAAUAUUUCUUCCAAUACAAAAUGUAGCUGUUUGUAUAUUUUACUUUAGAAAGAUUAAUUUUAAAUAGUUUUAUUAAAAAUGGUAAAAAAAUCACAACUUAAAGGACAAGAAUAACAUGAAUGCUCCAGAUGUAACAAAUUGUAUAAAAAGGUUUUCAUAAUUUUAAUCUUGUAUAUCUACUAUUAUUUUUUUACAUAAUUUAUGUUGUGUGCAUGUAUUUGGUUAAAUAAUGAAUAAAACAUUGUUUAAAAUCUAUUUGUUUUUCAAAUACAUGAGGUUCGCACGAAAGUGUUCAAAUUUGUGAGCUGGUGCAAAAUCUUGAUUAUAAGCUAAUAUGUAUAUAACACCUCAAAAUGCCUUGAAUUUACAAGAAAUUUUCUGCAAAUAAUAUAAGUAAGUUAGUUUUUAAAAUGACGUUUUAAAAAUGAAGUUAUUAUGUUAAAAAGUUUAAAUUUAAUGUAUUUACCUCAAAAUGAACAUUAACAUUAAUUUAAUUCUUGGCAAUUAAUACAAACUGUAUCAAUCCAAACCCAUAGUAAUCCAAAUCCCGCACUACACCAAACAACCUUCAACCGUAAUUAGUCUGUAUUUUUAGGUCAUAACCUGAAAGCCUGCACGAGUCACUGGGUUUCUGAUAUUUUAUAAAUAUGUACUCAGUAAACUGAACAUUUUAAUAAUCUGAACGUCUCUUGCAAACAAAUAUUUGGAUUAACGCAGGCUUUACCAGUUUUGCAACAGUUCAAAGAUCUGAACAUUUUCGUGGCUUACAGGCUGAAGUUAAAAUCUAAGAUUCUUGAUACAUGAAAUGACCAAAGUUAUUCUUUAAUUCAAUCUUGAUUCAUGUUAUAGUUUUACUCAAAUUGUUACUUGUUUUAUAUGUGAGCAGGAAUUAAUUAUAUAUUAAAUUUA